This is a messenger RNA of Python bivittatus (Burmese python), 1654 nucleotides long. The record is from RefSeq and is a predicted model, not a curated record. NCBI's taxonomy places the organism in Eukaryota, Metazoa, Chordata, Lepidosauria, Squamata, Pythonidae.
CAAAAAGCCCUGCACAGAGAAGUCAUGCUGGAGAACUGCAGAAAUGUGGCCUUUCUGGGAAAUAAUGUGCAAGAGAACAAGGAAGCCUUCCAAAUGUUCAGGCAUGAAGAGGGAAGAGAGGACUUUGCAAAUGAAAUGGAAGCAAAAGGGCAUGAGGGAAAUCUGUCCAAAAAUGGGAGUACAAGGAGCUCAACUUUGCCAUCAGCUGAAAUUGAAGACUUUCUUCCCCAACAAGAUCAGAAAGAAAAAAUAAAAGUGGAAACUGCAGAAACAUUUGAAGAGGAUUUAUACAAACAUUACACAAUUCACACUAAAGAAGAAGAUCUAUGCCAAGAGUAUGAAAAACAUUACAAUUGGACUUCUAGCCUUUCUUUAUGUGGAGAAACCAAAAUGGGAAAUAAACCAUAUAAAUGUACAGAGAAUGGAAAGCAUUUAAGUGAGAGCAGUUCCUUUGCUCCCAGUGAAGGGAUCCACCCAGCUGAGAAACCGUAUAAAUGCAUGGAAUGUGGAAAGAGUUUUAGCCAGCGUGGCAAUCUUAAUUCCCAUAAAAAAAUCCACACAGAGGAGAAGCCAUAUAAAUGUGAAGAGUGUGGAAAGAGCUUUACUCAGAAGGUUAAUCUUAAUUCCCAUAAAAUGAUUCACACGGGGGAGAAACCAUAUAAAUGUGAUGAGUGUGGAAAGAGCUUUACCCAAAACAUUCAACUGACUUCCCAUCAAAGGAUCCACACGGGGGAAAAGCCAUAUAAAUGCAUGGAAUGUGGAAAGAGCUUCAGGUGGAGCACUCAGCUUACUUCCCAUCAAAGGGUCCACACAGGAGAGAGACCAUAUAAAUGCAUGGAGUGUGGGAAGACCUUCAGUGAAAGCAGUUCCCUUACUUUCCAUAAAAGGAUCCACACAGGGGAAAAACCAUAUAAAUGCACAGAGUGUGGAAAGAGCUUCAGCAUGAGCAGUUCCCUUACUUACCAUAAAAGGAUCCACACAGGGGAGAAGCCAUAUAAAUGUACGGAGUGUGGAAAGAGCUUUACGCAGAACAUUCAGCUUACUUCCCAUAAAAUGAUUCAUACAGGGGAGAAGCCAUACAAAUGCACUGAAUGUGGAAAAAGCUUCAAUACAACCAGCAACCUUGCUUGCCAUAAAAGGAUCCACACAGGGGAGAAACCAUAUAAAUGUAUGGAGUGUGGAAAGAGCUUUACUCAAAAUAUUCAACUCACUUCCCAUAAAAGGAUCCAUACAGGGGAGAAACCCUAUGAAUGUAAAGAGUGUGGAAAGAGCUUUACUCAAAAGAUUCAACUUACUUCCCAUAAAAGGAUCCACACAGGGGAAAAACCAUAUAAAUGCAGGAAAUGUGGAAAGAGCUUCCGUAAUAAUGGGUCCCUUACUCUUCACGAAAGGAUCCACACUGGGGAGAAACCAUAUACGUGCAUGGAAUGUGGAAAGAGCUUCAGUCGGGGCAGUCAUUUUGCUUCCCAUAAAACAAUCCACACAGGGGAAAAGCCACAAAUGCCUGGAGUGUGGAAAAAGCUUCCGAGAAAACACUUCUCUUACUAUUCAUAAAAGGAUCCACACUGGGGAAAAGCCAUAUAAAUGCUUAGAAUGUGGAAAAAGGUUCCGUGAAAAUGGGUCCUUUACUUCCCAUAAAAGGAUCCACACGGGG